This is a messenger RNA of Ipomoea triloba (trilobed morning glory), 615 nucleotides long. RefSeq names its product phenylalanine--tRNA ligase, chloroplastic/mitochondrial-like. The coding region runs from base 154 to 615 and encodes 153 amino acids. Gene Ontology annotation, molecular function: tRNA binding; phenylalanine-tRNA ligase activity; ATP binding. Gene Ontology annotation, cellular component: cytoplasm; mitochondrion. NCBI's taxonomy places the organism in Eukaryota, Viridiplantae, Streptophyta, Magnoliopsida, Solanales, Convolvulaceae. The record is from RefSeq and is a predicted model, not a curated record. The transcript has 5 exons. Gene Ontology annotation, biological process: phenylalanyl-tRNA aminoacylation.
AUCACUAAAGUCAUUUUCUAUUUCACUUCUCUGUCGUUUCCCUAGGCUUUCUUGAUUGGCAAUUGACCCCAGCUUGUGCUGCCUGUGAUCGUUUUCUUCAUGGUUACCUCUUACUAGACUAAGUUUUAAAAUCAUUCUUCAGGUGGUGUGGAGAUGCGUUGGGUUGACACAUACUUUCCCUUUACCAAUCCAUCAUUCGAAUUGGAGAUAUAUUUUCAGGAAAGGUGGAUGGAAGUAUUAGGUUGUGGGGUAACAGAGCAAGAAAUACUGAAAAGAGGUGGGAGAACCAAUAAUGUUGCUUGGGCUUUUGGACUUGGAUUGGAACGAUUGGCAAUGGUUCUCUUCGAUAUUCCGGAUAUCCGACUUUUCUGGUCUGCUGAUGAGCGUUUUACAUCUCAAUUUUCAAGUGGCCAACUUGGAGUGAAGUUCAAGCCAUUUUCUAAGUAUCCUCCAUGCUACAAAGACAUGAGUUUCUGGAUCAAUGAUUCAUUCACCGAGAACAAUCUUUGUGAAGUUGUUAGAGGAAUUGCCGGGGAUCUUGUGGAAGAGGUGCAACUAAUAGACAACUUCACGAAUAAGAAAGGAAUGACCAGUCACUACUAUAGGAUUGCUUAA